Messenger RNA from Patella vulgata (common limpet), 1173 nucleotides. RefSeq names its product salivary glue protein Sgs-3-like. The record is from RefSeq and is a predicted model, not a curated record. The transcript is spliced from 2 exons. NCBI's taxonomy places the organism in Eukaryota, Metazoa, Mollusca, Gastropoda, Patellidae. The annotation marks the transcript as partial.
ACUCAGACUCCCACUACAACCAAAAGAACGACAAAGGCUCCCACUACAACCACAACAACGACAAAGGCUCCCACUACAACCACAACAACGACAAAGGCGCCCACUACCACCACACCAACGACAAAGGCUCCCACUACAACCACAACAACGACAAAAGCGCCCACUACAACAACAACAACGACAAAGGCGCCCACUACCACCACACCAACGACAAAGGCUCCCACUACAACCACAACAACGACAGAAGCUCCCCCUACACCCAAAAGAACGACAAAGGCGCCCAGUACAACCACAAAAACUACAAAGGCGCCCACUACAACCACAACAACAAAGGCGCCCACUACACCCACAACUACGACAACGGCUCCCACUACAACCACAACAACGACAAAGGCUCCCACUACAACAACAACAACGACAAAGGCGCCCACUACAACCACAACAACGACAAAGGCGCCCACUACAACAUCAACAACGACAAAGGUUCCCACUACAACCAAAAGAACGACAAAGGCUCCCACUACAACCAAAAGAACGACAAGGGCUCUCACUACAACCAAAAUAACGACAAAGGCUCCCACUACAACCACAACAACGACCAAAGCUCACACUACAACCAAAACAACGACAAAAGCUCCCACUACAACCACAACAACGAUAAAAGCUCCCACUACAACCACAACAAUGACAAAGGCGCCUACAACAAUAACAACAACAACGACAAAGACCUCAACUACGAAGAAGGAUCCCACUACAACUACAACUACAACGAAGGUUCCCACUACAACCUCAACUACAACGAAGGUUCCCACUACAACCUCAACUACUACAAAGGCUCGCACUACAACCCCAACUACGACAAAGGCUCCCACUACAACCCCAACUACACCAAAGGCUCCCACUACAACCCCAACUACGACAAAGUCCCGCACUACAACCCCAACUACGACAAAGGUCCCCACUACAACCCCAACUACGACAAAGGCUCCCACUACAACCCCAACUACGUCGAAGACUCUCACUACAACCCCAACUACGGCAAAGGCUCGCACUCCAACUCCAACUACUACAAAGGCUCGCACUACAACCCCAACUACGACAAAGACUCCCACUACGACCCCAACUACGACAAAGGUUCCCACUACAGCCCCAAUUACGACAAAGGCUCCCACU